Molecule: messenger RNA, 1032 nt
Organism: Phaethon lepturus (White-tailed tropicbird)
Lineage: Eukaryota; Metazoa; Chordata; Aves; Phaethontiformes; Phaethontidae
Product: V-type proton ATPase subunit S1-like
Exons: 10
Coding region: 1-1032 (343 amino acids)
Cellular component (GO): proton-transporting V-type ATPase complex
Source: RefSeq, a predicted model, not a curated record
AUGCAGGAAGACUUACAGUCGAUUGGCUUUGCAGCUGGCCAGUUACGUGGGAACUUGCCUGGAGUCAUGACGCAGAUCUACUCUGCCGCUCCAGCCCCGCUGUUGUGCACCCUCGCUGCGCUGUUCGAAAUGUCUCUGUCAGUGGACCAUGUACCGAUGCUGCUUUGGUCAACUCAGAGAUCACAGUGGAAUCCAGACAGUGAUUUGCAUGAAGGACAUGUUGUCUCAGCACAGGAGCUGACUGUACUCUUGCAACCUGUUUUUACCCAGAAUUCAAGAAACCUCAUCUUGUUCCUGCAAGACACACUUAGCAUAGAUGAUUUCACAUACUUCAGUGAAUCCUACAGUAACAAGAAUCCAUUUCAAAAUGUUCAGGAAAUUCUUCAGUCUUCUCCUUCAUCUUUAGUUUUGCCAGCUGUUGACUGCGAGGCUACCAGGUAUCUUCUGAGAUUUCUUCAGGGGUCAGGAGAUUGGAAGCUAACAAACAUAACUAAUCUCGAUGCCUCUCAUCUGGAAGUGAAUACAUCUAAACCAAACUUACUGGUGGUUCAGCUACAACCACUUGUCAGUGGUUUAAAUGAGAUUUCCACCCUAGAAGCAAUUGCUGAAAAUGACAAAAUAAUUGGAAGACUGACCAUGGAUCUGCAGGAACGAGGGAUUCAUUUUUCAGUAAUUUAUACUGCAGUGAGACCUUCAAGGAUUUCUAGAAGAACUGAUGUGCUGGGGGAAUUAAGACGACAAUUAAUGGCCACUGAGGAAGAAUUCAGUUUAUCAUAUUCUCCUCUGAAUGUGACCUCUGGAAAUGAUAUAUGCAUCCUUUUUUACGCGAGUAAUUUCAGCCUCAAAGCCAAUGGUUCAGUUUUUAUAGAUUUGACAAAUGCAACAUUUGUAACCCAGAAUGUGGAUGUUUCUUCCUCUGAGUGCUCAGACAUCAACACAACACUGUCAUUAAAAUACACAAAGCCAGUGAAUGGAAUCAGCAGCCUAGAGAUAAGAUUUGUCAUUAGUCAUCUGUUUGUUAAAAUCGUUUAA